AUGUAUAGUAAUAACAAUAAUAAUAAUAAUAAUAAUAAUAAUCAAAAUCAAUAUCAUCAUUGUAAUAGUUGUUUGAUUGACAACGAUAAUGAUGAUAUUGAUGAUGAUUUGUACUUUAAACAAUUAAAGUUUUUGAUUGGUAUAGAUGGUUUUGAAAAGGUUGCAUCAUCUCAAAUACUAAUGAUAGCAAGCAUUCAAGAUGCACUGACUAUAGAGAUAUUAAAAAACAUACAACUACAAGGUGUUGGUUCAAUUGUCAUCAAACAAAUAUCACCAUCUCUUUCACAACUCACAAAUACUACUACUACUACUACUAUUUACGAUAAUAAUAUUUUUGGAGCAAAGAAUGAAAAAGAUAUUUUGUAUCAUUUAAAUUCAAUCAACAGAAAUAUAAAUGCCAACCCUAUUAAAUUGGAGAGUAUUGAUCAAUUAUUGGACGAUCAAGAUAAUUAUAGUUGUGUGGUUAUUAUUAAUCAAACAAUUGACAUACAAAAGAGGAUUGAUACAAAAUAUCAUUCUCUUGGGAUACCGUGUAUUGUUGCCGAUUCAAAGGGUGUCUAUGGUAGAGUGUUUAGUGAUUUUGGUAGUGUUGAGAAACCUUAUCUAGUCUACAAGGACAAUGCACUUGACCCUUGUACAUUUCACAUUGCAUCGGUCACUCAACUCGAAAUCGAUCCUCCAAAAGCACAGUUUGAGUUUUACAACUAUCUCGUCGAAAGAGAUGCCACCGUUGAUAAAGGAACCUAUCUCAAGUUUUAUAAUAUGAAAGGCCUAGAGUUUCUCCACGACCAAGUAUUUCAGGUUGACCAUUGCAAGAAUGAAUUCAUAACUCUCAAUAUUGAUAUCACUGCCGGUCAAUAUGAUCCAUUAAAUUUUGGUUUUUUUAGAAUCUAUAAUCCUGGUACUUCUAUUACUAGUAAAUCACUUUAUCAAAUUGAUAAGGAAAUUGAAUCAGGCAAUAAUAAUGAAAAUUUAAAACUUUUAAAUAUGGUUGAUUAUAGUGGAGAUGGGUUGAUAACUCAUUUAUCAUUUAGAGUGUUGGAGGAAUACACCAAGAUGUAUGGUCGAUACCCUGGACAAUGGGAUUUACAAGAUUCAAAUGAUAUGGUUACCAUUUGUUUAUCUUUUAUUGAAAGAUAUCCAUCGAUUCUCUCAUCACAGACGACGAGUAGUGAUGAAAAGUAUUUGGAUAUUUUAAAAACAAAUCUAUUAGACACUGUUAGAAAGCUGUCAUUUGUAAAUACAUAUAGAUUAGUUCCAAUAGAAUCUUUGAUUGGAGGAUUGGCAUCUCAAGAGAUUAUCAAAGCUACCACAGGACUGUUCAUUCCAAUCAACCAGUUUCUUUAUGUUGAUCAGUCCUCACUAUUACAACCCUACAACAUAUCAAAUAACCAGUUAGUUUUAUCCUCACCACCUCCAAUUGAAGAAAUAGCUAGUUUAAGAGGAUUUUCAGAUUUAGUUUCAUUGGUUGGAUGGAGUGGAUUCCAAUAUUUAAGAUCUUUGGCAGUAGCCAUCUUGGGAAUACAUGGUAAUGCAUCCGAGACUUUAAAAAAUCUUCUGCUCUUGGGUGUUGGACAAGGACCCGAAGGUAGUAUUCACAUAAUUGACAAGGGUCGUGUCCAAAAAUCAAACAUCACAAAAUACUAUCUACUUGGCAAGGAACAAGACCAUGUAAAUAUCGGAUCACCACUUGCUGCCACCAUAUCUGACAUCUUUCGUACUAGGUUGUCUCCAGACAUGGCCAAUAUCUUUUGGCACAACCAAAAUGUCAUUGCCAAACCCAAACAACCAUAUAUUCCCAAAAAGUUGUUUGAAGGAAUAGACUAUCUUGUGACAACAUCGACAGAAAGACUACAAGAAUUUAGUAGUUCCCUCGAAAAACAUUGUGACACUGUGUUUAUCGAUUGUGGAUCCUCUACUUCUGGUUCUCACAAUCUCGUUACCGUUCCCCACUAUAGUGCCUAUGAAUUGGCAACAUGUAGAAGGGCAAACCAUUCCUGUCACAACUAUCAUUCAUUAUCCGUCUCUUGUAUUGCUCACCAUUGUUCAUCAAUCUAUAGAUCACUGUUUCAUGAUGAUAUUGUAAAUUAUAACACUUGCCUAAAAGAAAAAAAUAAUUUACCAAAUUAUAGAACAAUGGUUGUUAUUUAUCAAAAAACAUUCCGUCAAUGCGUAAAUUGGGCAGUACAAAAGUUUAAAUACAAAUUCUAUAAUGAAAUCAGAUCAACUUUGGAUAGCUUUCCAAAAGAUCAAGUCAACACUCACCGAGUAUCAUAUUUUUGGUCGUGUCCCCUUAGGUAUCCCACACCAAUCGAGUUUAAUCCAGACAACAAACAACAUGUAGAGUUUGUCUUUCACGCAUCACAUAUGAGGGCUCAUAUUUUUAAUGUCAAUCAUAGUGAUGAAAUAGGGCCAGACAGAUCGUUUGAAUCUAUUAGACUCUACCUCCAACAACAACAACAACAACAACAAGGUAAUCAGUCUGAUACCGACGGUGGUGUUUCAUACGACCUUGUUACUGCCCCUGCUAAUGAACCUCUACCAUUCGAGUUGGUAAAAAACGCCAUAAAGUUUAUCAAACUCUCUAUCAACCCGAGAAAUGGUCAUGCCCUCCGAUUGGCCAACAUUAUCAAAGAUUUAAAACUUGAAUUGUUGAAUCUUGAUCCAAACGAGCAAUAUGACAACAACACCUAUCAGUAUGAAAAAAGAGUUUGUGAUGCACCUCAAUCCCUCAUAGGAACCAAUGUCAUUUGUGGUUCAUUGACGGCCAUUUCAUUCUUGGAAUCAAUUAAAACUCCAUCAUGUCUAUUAUUAAAGAAUAGGUUCUAUAACUUUGCACACAAUGAUAUUAUAAGUUAUGAUUUACCCGUUCAAACUUUUUAUGAUGCAAGCAAAACAGUAUCUUGUUGGUCAUUCAUUGAAAUCAAUCAACCUUUAAUGACUCUACAACAACUACUGGAUUUUAUCUACAAGAAAUAUCGUGUCAAUGUAUUAAUGGUAUCUUUUAAUAUCACUUUGCUUUAUGCUCAGUUCAUACCAGAAAAGAGAAAACUUGAAAGAUUACCAAUGAAAUUGACUACAUUGUACGGUAAACCUUUUCCAAUAGAUUCCGACUAUGUCAAUGUUGAUGUAUCAUGUGAAACACUAGAUUUGGAAGCCAAUGAUAUCGAAAUUCCAACAAUCCGUUUUAGAAUUAGAGAUUAG
Messenger RNA from Cavenderia fasciculata, 3204 nucleotides. Its product is annotated as ubiquitin activating enzyme E1. Gene Ontology annotation, molecular function: ubiquitin-like modifier activating enzyme activity. Lineage: Eukaryota; Evosea; Eumycetozoa; Acytosteliales; Cavenderiaceae. The record is from RefSeq and is a predicted model, not a curated record. Gene Ontology annotation, cellular component: cytoplasm. Gene Ontology annotation, biological process: protein modification by small protein conjugation. The coding region runs from base 1 to 3204 and encodes 1067 amino acids. The transcript is spliced from 5 exons.